This is a messenger RNA of Achroia grisella, 762 nucleotides long. RefSeq lists its product as uncharacterized. The record is from RefSeq and is a predicted model, not a curated record. Lineage: Eukaryota; Metazoa; Arthropoda; Insecta; Lepidoptera; Pyralidae. The coding region runs from base 1 to 762 and encodes 253 amino acids. The transcript has a single exon.
AUGAAGGUUGCUGUUAUUGUGUGUAUUUUUGCUGCCUCGGUGGCGGGGGCGCCCACUCUCAACGAAGGAGCAGCACCGCAGCAGCCUGAGAAUAUAGUGCUGUCCAGCCAACAACCUCAGAUUUUACGGGAAAAACGUUCCCAGUACCCAUCAUACGGUGGAUACAGCGCUCCGUGCGGUGGUGGUGCGGUUGCAGCGCUCCCAACAGUUGCCGCGCUCCCUGCCGUCGCUCCUUCGGCUUACCAGCUUAAUUUGGGACCAAUACAUACGGGAUACGGUUAUGGAGCACCUCAUUCGUAUGGCUACGGAGCACCACACUACCGCUCUGACGAUUUCGGAGCAGAACACGAGACUUUCUUCCCGGAUAUGGAUCAUAUGAUGUCUGAACAUGUUCCGAUGGCCAGGUAUGGCGGUUACGGCCCAGCUCUUCAUGCCAGCAGCGGUUUGGGUAGUUUGAGCGGAGGACCGUUGGGCCCUGUGGCCCCCGCUGGUCCGGCUUUCGGAGUGUUCCCUAACGCGAACGUUGGUGGAUGCAAUGUUCCUCUUCUGUUGAGCUGUUCACCAUCGAUAGUUCCAGGGCGGUUGGUGAAAUCCCAGGGUUACGGAUACGGUGGUCCUGCUGUGGUAGCGGCGGGAAAUGCUUACCGAGGUGUAGAUGAGGCUCAUCAGGAAUUCCACGAAGAUCACGAAGAGGAACCUCAGACUCAUGAGCAAUUACCUGCCGUUAAUGAUGCUGGCCAUCAGACUAGCACACACCAGUAA